AUGGCGGAAGGACUCAGAAAACCUACUCCUUUGUCAUUCGAAGGAAACGUAGAACAGAACUGGAAAACGUUCGUGCGUGAGUACGAUAUAUAUGUUGGAGCUUGCUAUAGCGAGAAAACGCCAAAGCAAAAAGCGUACAUGCUAUUAAAUCUCGCCGAUAGCGAUGCUAUCGAAAAAUUUGAAUCAUUUACAUUCAAUGAUGAUGAAGACAAAGAAGAUCCAGACAUUUUAAAGGCCAAGUUCAGUGAGAUUUGUAAUCCCAGAACCAACGUUAUACUUGAACGAUACAGAUUUAAUUUACGCGCGCAACAAGAUGGCGAGCGAUUUCAGUCAUUUUUAGCUGACCUGAAACACAAAAUCAAAAGCUGCAACUAUGGUAACCUUGAGGAAGACAUGUUACGAGACAGAAUAGUCAUCGGUAUAAAACAUGAGAAUACCAGAAAGGUGUUGUUGAGAGAGAAUAACCUCACACUUACAAAAGCGGUGCACAUUUGUCAAAUUCACGAGUGCUCCGAGGUCGACGCCAAGCAAAUGCAACAGCAGAAUCCAGUGACAGUGCAUCUAGUCAACAAAAAGAAGGCACAGAAGCCACGACAGAUUUUUAGCCAUGGCAGAUCACAAGCAAGUGAGACGGCCAAAUGCAGAAACUGCAGCAGUAGUCACGCCAAAGGAAAGUGCCCAGCUUAUGGUAAAAGUUGCCACAAGUGCGGUAAGCUCAAUCAUUUCCAAGUUGCAUGUAGAAGCCAGUCACAGAAAAGUAAAUCACCCCGUUCUCACAAGGUCAUUAGAGAAGUUAACACUGACUCUUGCAGUGACACUGAAGCAGAUUUACUUAAAAUUGACUCAGUGCAUAGCCCACACGCAGCAAAGAAAGAUUUACAUGUAAAGUUUCUAGUCCAUGAUGUGAGCACAGAAGUCAAAGUUGACACAGGAGCUAAAUGCAAUGUAAUGAGCCUAGCAACGUUUGAUAUGCGUCGAGACAGAGAAAGCAUCAACACAGCAGACAAAGUGAAACUUAUUGGCUUUACUGGAGAUGCCAUAACUCCAGUGGGAAGUGCCAUUUUACCCUGUGAACACAGAGGUGAAACACAUGACAUUAAAUUCAAUGUCAUUGAUGCCAAUGUCCAGACAUUAUUAGGACUACCAGACUGUAUGAAGCUGAAGCUGUUACAACUGGGAGAAAGUGUGUACAGCGUGAACACCACACCAGACAUGUUUGCAGAAUUCCCAGAUAUUUUUGACCAAAGGUUGGGACAACUACCUGUGAAGUACAAGAUUACAGUUGACUCCCAAGUGACACCAGUAGUCAGGCCAGUACGCAAGCUACCUGUUGCUGUUAAAGACAAGGUCAAGCAGGAACUAAGAAGAAUGGAAAGCCAAGGAAUCAUAGCCAAGGUGACCAAACCUACAGAUUGGGUUUCAGCAAUGGUGGUAACCACGAAGAAAAACACGGACACAAUAAGGAUAUGCAUUGAUCCAGGUGACCUUAACAAGGCAAUCAAGCGUCCCAGGUACCCCAUGAGAACCGUGGAUGAAAUCAUAAGUGAUAUGCCCAAUGCGCAUUACUUCACUGUUUUAGAUGCCAAGCAAGCCUUUUACUGCAUUCCAUUAGAAGAAGAAUCUUCUUACCUGACCACAUUUGGUACACCAUUCGGUCGCUACAGAUACCUACGACUGCCAAUGGGAAUCAGCUCAGCAUCAGAAGUAUACCAGCAAGCCAUAGAAAACUUGAUGAACGGGCUGCCAUGUAAAAUAAUAAUGGAUGACAUCCUAGUGUCAGGCGCAACAGAAGAGGAACACGACAAGAAUUUGAGAGCAGUUCUUCAGAAGUUGAAAGAAAUCAACAUAAAACUCAACGCAUCCAAGUGCAGAUACAAGAUGACCAGUGUGAACUAUGUGGGACACACAUUCACAGCUGAUGGUCUCAAACCAGACCCAGAGAAGGUCAGAGCAAUCCAGGAGAUGCCCAAACCCAGAGACAAGACAGAGUUGUUACGUUUUCUAGGUAUGACCAAGUACCUGUCCAAGUUCAUUCCACAGCUUAGUGAGAAGUGCGCACCACUUAAUGAACUUCUACGCAAAGAUAACUCAUUUGUUUGGAACCAUGCACAUGACACAGCCUUAGAAGCAAUCAAGCAGGAGAUAAGUCAGGAUUCCUGUUUAGCAUACUAUGAUGUUUCCAAGGAAGUCACGCUGACCUGUGAUGCUUCACAAGCAGGCUUAGGAGCUGCAUGUCUACAGAAUGGGAAACCAGUGGCAUAUGCAUCCAGAGCAAUCCAGAAGGAUGGCCAAGUCCAUCAAAGUGAACAGGAAAGAGUCAACAGGUAA
Lingula anatina is the source of this 2328-nucleotide messenger RNA. RefSeq lists its product as uncharacterized. The record is from RefSeq and is a predicted model, not a curated record. NCBI's taxonomy places the organism in Eukaryota, Metazoa, Brachiopoda, Lingulata, Lingulida, Lingulidae.